AUGAAGACGAACCUCUUGUUGGCUCUCUUUGCCGCCACAGCACAGGCCUUUUGCUUUGGCGGCCGCCGAACCCAAGAGGAAUUAGCCGACCAAAAUGUUGGCAUGACAAGACGAGGCCUCCUUUUUUUCAACUGUGAUACCGAAGCUCUUGUAGGAGAAAACACUUCUGUCCCCGCAAUAACGGAGGCCGCAUACGGCGAAGACUCUCCGGUUCCCGAGACCGAAUCUCCGUCAGAAGCAACAGUUCCGGAUCCAACACCUCCUCCCACUGUUGCUCCAGUGCCUGAUCAACAAUAA
Messenger RNA from Seminavis robusta, 297 nucleotides. NCBI's taxonomy places the organism in Eukaryota, Bacillariophyta, Bacillariophyceae, Naviculales, Naviculaceae. The record is from the annotation of a GenBank genome assembly.